AUGGGCCACUACGGAGACUACGGCACAGGUGCAACGACCAAGAUCAAUGCGACCAUUGAUGCUUUGCGGAAGACGCCUCGCAUAAGCCCAUUCGUGAAUCGAUUUAUCAGUGGGUUCGACAUCACCUUCAUCUCUGCUAUUGAUGCCGGAGAAAACGAGUUCAUCUGUGAUGCUCCCGUCAGCAUAGUCUAUCUGAAGAUACCGGGCAUUAACGGGGAAGACGAAGACAACGAGCCGCGUGCUGCAUGCUCUCUUCGAGUUCCAACGGGGGUCAAGGUCGAGGAUCUCGUGGACGGCGCAGCUCUGCUCAAGAAGGACAUGACAUACGCCGGUCAUGAUAUUGUACCUGUUGGCUUAGAACUGAGGUGCGAGGAGAUGCCGGGUCCGGAGUAUUGGAUUCAGCGAAAGACGAGGGAGACGAUGGGGGACACGUACAUGGACUGGGACAGUCACCUUUGGGAAGAAUUACCAUGGCAUCGGGCGGACUGCUUUGAUGAUAGCUGGCCGCAAUGA
Molecule: messenger RNA, 513 nt
Organism: Saxophila tyrrhenica
Lineage: Eukaryota; Fungi; Ascomycota; Dothideomycetes; Mycosphaerellales; Extremaceae
Exons: 1
Coding region: 1-513 (170 amino acids)
Source: RefSeq, a predicted model, not a curated record